AUGAUCAAUGCAUACACUUCAAUGGCUAUGGAAACUUCUUUCAAAGCCCUUGAAACAGGACCAAUGGCAGAUGCAGCCUACAGUGCGGCAAAAGAAACGGAAAUCAGGACCGAGACUGUUUUUGAUGCUUCAUAUGAUCCCGUUUCUCGGCCUAAGUCACAAACGCACGUUAAAGCAGGUCUUAAUGUACUUGCCAUAGAUGAAUUGGAUUUAAAGGGACAGAAACUCGCAUUGGCUGGUUGGUUGAGACUUGAAUGGAAAGACGACAGAAUUGUUUGGAACAAGACAGCCAAAGAUGACAUAGAGUACAUAUUUACACAGCCAAAAUAUAUAUGGAGACCGGAACUUGUAGUUGACAAUGCCCUUGCUGACCUAGGAGCUAUAGAGAGUACCGAUCUGUUAAUGAGAGUAAAAUAUACUGGAGAGGUCGAGUGGGAGCCCCGGAUGCUAAUUUCAACCCACUGUCAGGUGGAUAUAACAUACUACCCGUAUGACCAACAAAAAUGUGCCAUUGAAAUCGUCAGUUGGACAUAUACCAUAGAAGAAGUUAGGCUUGACCACUUAUAUGAGGAAAUUAAUCUUGAAGAUUUUGAAAAACACGGUGAAUGGGAAAUAACACAUACAGAAAAUGAGGAUAAAAAUCUAACAGAACAUCUGCCGGACGGAACAGUAAGGGUGUAUCCACAGCUUGAUUUCUGGAUUCAUCUAAGGCGGAGAACACAGUUUUACAGCUUGAAUGUUAUGAUGCCAAUUAUUUUGACAUCACUGAUGACUGCCUUGGUUUUUAUCGUUCCUGUUGAUUCGGGAGAGAAACUGUCCUACGUUCUCACGGUUUUUUUGUCGCUUGCUGUUCUUCUGACCAUCGUCGCAGAUUCCAUGCCACCAACUUCAAUAACAAUUUCAGUCUUAAGUCUGUAUCUUGGCAUUGUGCUGAUUUUGGCAGCAGUUAGCAUCUUGAUAACAGUUCUUAUUCUAAUCAUGAACCACAAAGAAGGCCAACCAAAAGAGAACUCAUUCGUUGUUACAAUAACCAGGUGCACGGCCAAAAUGAUAUGCUGGAAUUCGUCGGCUUUAAAUUCAAUGUCAUAUGACAAAGUUUCACCAAAGAAAGUGUCAGCAAAAAUGGAAACUGGUGGCAUCGUAUCUACUGAGAAGCUCAAUGACGUCCAAUAUGACGUCACAUGUGAAACAUCUAAUGAGAAGCUUAAUGACGCCACAGGUGACACUCUGAAGAGAGAUCAAUCUUGCGUUGACAAUAGCAUUGAACUCACAUGGAUGGUUAUGGCACAAAUAUUAGACAGAGCUUGUUUCUACGUCUUUCUAAUCAUUACUGUAGUAAUGAAUAUUUCGUUUGUAGUUGCUCUUGCUACAGGCGGCCGAACAAACGGACACUGAAACUUUACCUUCAAAACCCAAGCUAGACGGUUUGAUAUGUUGGCACUGUUAUGUAUAUUUUGUGUGUUUCUUUUUCUUUUCAAGUUGAACUAUUUUAAUGGUUCCAAGUAAUGCUGCUAGUGAAUAUGAAAUAUCAAUAAAAAUUGAUUGAUUCUUCAAUUAUGGUAAUUAAGGCUGUUCAGUACGACGUGAUAUACUCCACAAAAUAAAGGAAAUUAACUGACUAUUUCAAUAACUCUAAGAUAUUGUGUUUUUGCAGAGUGUUAUGAACGUUCAACAUCAUAUAUUAAUUGUCACUGGUCAGUUUGACCGCCUAUUUGAGUAAAUGUACCAUAUCAGAACCUUAUGCUGCUAUUGUUGUCCAUUUAAUAAAAAUGGUACCAAAAUAGAAUGCUUGGAUACAGUCUUUUAUUUAUAAACACUGUUUGUA
Mercenaria mercenaria is the source of this 1825-nucleotide messenger RNA. Its product is annotated as neuronal acetylcholine receptor subunit alpha-2-like. The transcript has 9 exons. Gene Ontology annotation, biological process: regulation of membrane potential; signal transduction; monoatomic ion transmembrane transport. Gene Ontology annotation, molecular function: transmembrane signaling receptor activity; neurotransmitter receptor activity; extracellular ligand-gated monoatomic ion channel activity. NCBI's taxonomy places the organism in Eukaryota, Metazoa, Mollusca, Bivalvia, Venerida, Veneridae. The record is from RefSeq and is a predicted model, not a curated record. Bases 1 to 1395 code for a protein of 464 amino acids. Gene Ontology annotation, cellular component: synapse; neuron projection; membrane.